Molecule: messenger RNA, 675 nt
Organism: Marasmius oreades (fairy-ring Marasmius)
Lineage: Eukaryota; Fungi; Basidiomycota; Agaricomycetes; Agaricales; Marasmiaceae
Exons: 5
Coding region: 1-675 (224 amino acids)
Source: RefSeq, a predicted model, not a curated record
AUGAUUUCAUUCUUUAACCUUCUCUCGCUCGUUUUAUUACUGCCCGUGGCUGUUUCGGCACAAGAUUUCAAUGUGACUGUCAACGAGACGGAUACCACUCAGAUUACUUAUGGCGGAGGAGCUGGGGAUGCGAGUCUUUGUAAAGUUGACGAACAUGGUUACUUUAUCGGUUCUCAACCAGGUUGCUACAAUGUCCAGCCUCAACCUCCAUGCACCGAAUUUGCUGCGAUGGGUCAGCAGAACACUUCGUACGGCUCCUGGAAGUUUAAAGGCUCAGCAUUAUACAUAAGAUCUCUCCUCAGUGACUUCUCCCCGACAUUCAACAUUGACAUCGACGGAAAGGUUACUGAAGCUGACGGUGCCCAAAUUGGCAAGGACUCCAGAGCAUUUGACUGCUUUGAUCUGUUUUCGGUGCAAGGACUGGAUCCCAACAUCGAACACAUCGUCAAUAUGACCGUGAAGGGGGCAUCGCCUAACAGAAACAAAACCUUGAAUGUAAUAACGGGACCGUUCUCUCUGAUCAGUUAUACCUAUACUACUAACAACCAGACGAACUCCUCAGGGUCUCAACAAAGGUCCGGAAGUAAUGGAAGUCAGCGUCUUCUCACUACUUUUCCAGAGAUACUGGUACUCUUUGUCUUCUCAGUAUCGGGUUUGUAUUUGGGAAUCGUUUAG